This is a messenger RNA of Adineta ricciae, 372 nucleotides long. Lineage: Eukaryota; Metazoa; Rotifera; Eurotatoria; Adinetida; Adinetidae. The record is from the annotation of a GenBank genome assembly.
AUGCACUCAAAAGUCAUCCUUGGAUUUUUAAUUAAUCUUUUACUUUUUCUUGAAAUUAACGCUCAGCCAACUAGUUGUGUCACUUGUAUCAACUGUCAAGAUCAAUACGAUGGAACCGAUACGAAUUCAACAUGUGCGUCAACAACGCCAAACGCAGAUAGUUGUCAAAAGAUGCGAAUUCAACUGCCCGGUGCAGUGCUUAUCGCGAAAGCGUGUUCAAAGAACUGUAAAGAACAAACGAUUGUGGCCGGUGUUCUUCGUUUUGAUGUAACUUGUUGUAAAACAGAUAAUUGCAAUCAAGGAAGAAGACAUUCACCCGGCAAAUUCUUCUUGUUAAUAAUAUUAGUUUUUUUACUCGCAAAUAAACAUUGA